AUGUUCCGCCUGGGGCUGACUUGCUACUGGCCUUUGGGGACGGUGAUCCUGGCCCUUUGCGAGUCGGCUGCGGGCAGCCAGCUGAGCCCCGAGAAGAGUGGGGUAUGGGGACCCGGCCUGAGAGCAGAGGUGGUCCUCCCCGCCCGGUAUUUUUACAUCCAGGCUGUGGACACGGAAGGGAAAAGGUAAUUCGGUGUAACGCUUUUUUUUGUUUUGUUUUUAAGCGGGUGGGAAUGGGGCUGGGGAGGAGUUAAGGUGGAUGCGAAGCGAUGCGAGAGCCUGGCUUGGCGGAUCUGGAAACGGAUUUGCAUGCCCGUCGCAGGAAUCCGGAAGAGGCGCUGCGUUUUGGAAAGAAAAGCAACUUUUGCGCGUGUUUAUGUGUGUGCGUGAUCCGCUCUGCCCUCGGUAUACAGCUCUGCGGAGAGAGAGGCGAUUUAGCAAACUUUGAUUGGUUGCCCCAGGGCACUCUUCAGUAAGGAGCUGCGAGUAAAUCUGUGCUUUUGGAAACGUCCUUAGAAAACUCACACUUAUCCGCUUUAUGUGUAUGCUUCAAAACAGUGUUAGAAACUGAGAUAUGAAAGCUAGGAACAAAAGGGCUCCUUAAACCGAGGUUAUGGGCACAACAACGGAAUGUCUUUUUUUUAAUAACAAGAAUACAAAGCUGAAAAUGAAGAAACAGCAGCUAAAGCCUUGUGUUCAUUUUUCACAUGGUCUAGUCCUUCCCCUGCCCACCCUCCUAAUAUCUCUUCUCCAGUCUUCAGAGAGUAACUGGAAGUGGGGAAGCAGAAAAAGGUCCUUCUUUCCUUCCACUCUGCAGUUUAAUCUGAAAUCUUAGGCACAGUACUGCACCCAGAGCUCAGAAACUGCUCGUGCUAUUGAAAUUCCCGGUCACAAAAUGCGCCUAGAACAAUGGGAGUUUUGAACGCUGCUUGAAAGUGCAGUGUGUGAUGUUUGGCCCAGAAAGGUGCGCUCAUUUGGGAGCAAACACGGGCGUAGUGUGGUGGGGGGUCAGGGGGGCCCAGGUGCACAGUUUUCAAGGGCACCCCCAAGCAGAGAUGCCUUUCCCACCCUGCCUGCCGUCAGGGGGUCUCUGGGCCCCAGAGCCUGGCCUGGCCUUGCCUCCAUGUACCCAGCGGCUGAGUUCUGUACACCCUCCACGCGCCGGGCACCAGCAAACUCCGCAAUGUUGCUGGGAGGAAAGGGGCAAAUUGUGAAUGCCCCAGAUCAGUGGUUCUCAAAGGGUGUGGCAAGAGAGGAUGGCAAGUGUGGCAGGGAGCUACAAGGACGAUCAAAGAAACAUUUAAAUGUUUCAGUGUAGUAUAGUAGCGAAAUAUUAUUUUUUUGCAGAAUGCGGAUAAGAUAUCUUUUCAAAACGAGAGCCUCAAAGGAGACUGAAGAGAAUCCUAGUUGUGUUCUCCAAUGCAUUUCUUAUCAAUAAAAAAACCCUGAUGUAGUGCAAGCAAAUUUUUAAUCGGAAAGUGGGGCACAGAGAAAACAUUUAGAGAACCACUGCCCUGUAGCUUGCUGUCCCUCGGGCUUAAUACACAUGCAUCUAGACGUGUGAUUUGGGUGGGCAUAAUUUUGCGUGUGUGUGCAUUGGUUUGCAUACUAUAGCAAGCCAAGAGUGUUAUCUGUACUCAGGCUUGUGGUUAAGCUCUUUCCUCCUUAAUCAUGAGCUGCAGCCAAGAAAAAUCUCUGACAAUAGAUGGUUACGGAGGAGUGAGCUUAAUAUCAAGUCCCCUUUCAAUGGUGCAAUCUUGUCCCUGGGAGCCUGCACAGCUGCCCUGAGCCAUAGUUAGGCCACAUCUGCAGGCAUGUAAUGCGAAGCUAAUGCAUUUAAUGCAAAUUUCUACAUAGAAUUUCAGGAAUACAGAAUUUCUUCCAGUCUCUUUUUUGUUCUCUUAAAAAAAAAAAUUAUUUUUGUGACUUUUAAAAUGCCUUUGGAUCCUACAUAUAGGUCUGUGUUGGAUUUCAUAUUGUCUUGGACAACCGAGGUCCUUCUUUGGGGAAAAUAUUUGCAAUUCCUGCCCUUUUUGGCUAUGGUCCUAAACACAGUCAGACUGAUUAAAUUGACUUCAGCUGCUUAAUGGUUUGCAGUGCUGGACCUGCUAUAAUUUAAAUAAGGUUGUAAUUUAACCAAUGUAACAUUAAAAAGAAAAAAAACUUGUAAAGUCUACUGCACUUCAAGUUCAUUCCAACUUUGUUCUUGAAUUUGAAUCCCUGAUGUUUUUCCACUAUAUAGAAAUGAUUGGAAAUAGAAAGAGAAUGAGGCAUGAAUUUACGUGAGUUUGGGUGGGAAAUCGUGUUAUAAUGGAAGCAAAGAAACUGAGCAGUUCAUCAGUGGUUGAGUUUAACUCCACUGGUCUUUUCGGAGCUUCCAGACCUUCAAAAGGAAGUGUGUUUUUUCACAUGGCGCAAAAUGAACUUGUGGAAUUCACUGCCACUAGAUGUGGGGAUGGGCAGUUGGUUAGAUGGCUUAGUCAGAGGAUUAGUCAAAGGUCUGAUCAGUGGCUACUAGUCACAAUGGCUACAAGCAGCCUCCAAGUUUCAGAGGCAGUAAGCUGGGGAACAACCGGAGGACAGGGCGACUGUGGACUUAACUGAGGCAUUCUUGUUUGCUCCUAUGAGAAAAAGGAUUCUAGAUUUGACCUUUGGGCUGAUCCACGAAGAUACAACUUACUUUUUUUCCUUCUUUAUAAACGGGGGAAAAUUCAGCCUGAAACUGAGCCUGAAAAAAUUCAGCCUGAGACUGAAACCAAGGAACCUAAAGGUAAAGGAUCCCUGGACGGUUAAGUCCAGUCAAAGGCAACUAUGGGCUUGCGACGCUCAUCUCGCUUUCGGGUCAAGGGAGCCGGCAUUUGUCCACAGACUAAACUGCUUCUGGUGCAACAGGACACCGUGACGAGUGCCAGAGUGCAUGGAAACACCAUUUACCUUCCCGUUGCAGCAGUACCCGUUUAUCUGCUUGCGCUGCCAUGCUUUCAAAUUGCUAGGUUGGCAGGAGUUGGGACAGAGCAACUGGAGUUCACCCUGUCACGCAGAUUUGAACCACUGACCUUCUGAUCAGCAAGCCCAAGAGGCUCAGUGGUUUAGACCACAGCGCCACCCGCGUCCCUUCUGCCAAGGAACCUACAAAGCACUUAAACACAUAUUUCAGUUUCAGUAUAAUACAUGACAUUAUAGUAUCUUCAUGAGCUAUGCUAGUGUGGGGAGGAACCAUGCAGGUAUUUUAGAUAGGGAGGGGUGUUAAAACACUACCUUUUCUUGCAUUCACAUCUGGGGGGGAAAGGUUACUGAAAACAUUUAGCUCAGUAGGCAUGUUUGCAAGUUAGCUUAUCCAGCUCUGGGUAUUGGUAGAAAACUUCUGGAAAACCUUGGUGUUCAGCAGAAGUUUAAUUCCUGAGAGACAGCUCAUCCGCUAUUACUGAUGCAUGCAAUAUGUACCUAAUGUGGGGUGACAGUGAUGCUCAGCAGGCCUGGUCAGCACUUCAGAUUAACUGAAUAGACACAACCGACCCCAGAAUACGUUGCAGUAUACAAGGGGUUUCUUGGCAGAUGAGCUGCUGUGGAAAGACUUCCCUAGAAAUAAAAAGUACAGUGGUACCUUGGUUACAUACGCUUCAGGUUACAUAUGCUUCAGGUUACAGACUCCGCUAACCCAGAAAUAGUACCUCGGGUUAAGAACUUUGCUUCAGGAUGAGAACAGAAAUCAUGCUCCGGCAGCGCAGCAGCAGCAGGAGGCCCCAUUAGCUAAAGUGGUGCUUCAGGUUAAGAACAGUUUCAAGUUAAGAACGGACCUCUGGAACGAAUUAAGGACUUAACCCGAGGUACCACUGUAAAUAAAUUGAAAAGCAGAGUAUCAGAUAAUAUGAAAUAUUUCAGCUGUCGGUGAGACCCAUUCCCUUGUUGGUUUAACUUUACAAUCCCCAAAGUUUAUCCUUAAACUUUUCAACUCGGGUCUAGAAUUCUAAGCCGAAGGGGGGGGAAAAAAGUUUGAUUUCAUCGUCACCAUCUUUGUUUCCCUGCAUAGGUUUACCGUCUCUCCGGGUGAAAAUGCAUUUCAAGUAAAGAUCACGGCUCCUGAGGAGCAAUUUACGCGGGUAGGAGUGCAAAUAUUAGACAGGAAAGAUGGCUCCUUCAUCGUCAGGUACAGGAUGUAUGCAAGCUACAAAAACCUGAGAAUCGAGAUUCAGGCCCAAGGAGUGCACGUUGCCAAAUCUCCAUAUAGCCUGAAAGGUACAAAAAUGGCAUCUCAUGUAGUAGCAUUAAUCCACACUGUUGGGAGACUCUUAUGCGUUGUAAUUGGGACUGAAGUUUCCCUUGCAAAAGUGAAACCAACUUAUUGGAUGUACCCACUCCUCCCAGUGGACCAUUAAUCCCCCUUUCUGUCUUCCACAAUAUGGGCAAUGAUCUCAAUGCAAGGAAGGAGAAAAGAUUUACCUGAAUUGUGUGACGAAUAAUAAUAAUAAUAAUAAUAAUAAUAAUAAUAAUUUAUUAUUUAUACCCCACCCAUCUGGCUGAGUUUCCCCAGCCACUCUGGGCAGCUCCCAAUCAAGUGUUAAAAACAAUACAGCAUUAAAUAUUAAAAACUUCCCUAAACAGGGCUGCCUUCAGAUGUCUUUUAAAGAUAGGAUAGCUGCUUAUUUCCUUCACAUCUGAAGGGAGGGUGUUCCACAGGGUGGGUGCCACUUCCGAGAAGGCCCUCUGUCUGGUUCCCUCUAACCUCACUUCUCGCAAUGAGGGAACCGCCAGAAGGCCCUCGGCGCUGGAUCUCAGUGUCCGGGCUGAACGAUGGGGGUGGAGACGCUCCUUCAGGUAUACAGGACCGAGGCCGUUUAGGGCUUUAAAGGUCAGCACCAACACUUUGAAUUGUGCUCGGAAACGUACUGGGAGCCAAUGCAGAUCUCUCAGGACCGGUGUUAUAGGGCCACUCCCAGUCACGCGUCUAGCUGCCGCAUUCUGGAUUAAUUGCAGUUUCCGGGUCACCUUCAAAGGUAGCCCCACGUAGAGCACAUUGCAGUAGUCCAAGUGAGAGAUACCUAGAUUCAGAGAUGCAUGGACUCAUCUCUGAGCAUUUACUGCAGGGAUAUGACACCUGUAAGAGCCAUAGUUCCCUCAGCCCUGUUUUACAGAAUGAGCACAGGCCCUGGUGCGACUCCGGGAGGCGAUAUCAGCUAGGCUGUCCCACAGCUGCAAGAAGAAUGCCUGUCCAUUGUUCUGGGAAUUGGUGGAGAAAAUAUAGACGUAUCGUUCUGAGGGUUAAGAAUAAAACCACUGUCAAAUUUUAAUCCAGAAAAAAAGCCUGUGCCCUCCAUCAUCAGAAGUCUUGAAAAAUAUGUGUUUUGGACAGUGCUCUAGAAAACCAGGUGUCUUACUAGAUAUAACGAGGUGCUUCAAAUUAAUUGUAACUCAUCAAAUGUGUACAAUAUGUGACUGCAAACACACGCCUUAAAACAAAUUUAUUGCGUACAGGACCCGUCUAUCAUGAGAACUGCGAUUGCCCCCAGGAAGAUGGAAAUGUGUGGCUGGAAGAAAUGAGCUGCCCUCCAUCCAUUUUGCAGAUUCAAAGAGAUCUGGCGCAUUUCCCCACCGUCGACCCUGACAAAAUUGCCAAAGAAAUCCCACAGCGGUUUGGGCAGAGGCAGAGCUUGUGCCAUUACACCAUAAAAGACAACAAGGUACGCACUCCAGCCACGGAAGUGGCUGUUUUUGCAAAUAAACGUAUGAUACAAUCCCUGGAGAUCAAUGGAGGGUAGUCAUUGCUCCUCUGGAGCCUGCUGUUCAGCUGACAAAAAUCAGCUGAUGUCCUUAUGCAAGUACCUGGCAUAUGCAUGUACCUGCCAGUCACAGUAAACCCUACUGAGGUAGAUGGAGCAAGGGUCUGCCUUGUUGUAAGGCAAGCUUCCUAAAUUCCUACACGUAGCGCAUACAUCAGUGAAACCAUCCUCUGGGUACAGGGCAGCAUGUUCAUUCAAUAAAUAAAAAAAUAAAAUAAAUCCAUUUAUCUGGCCAUACUACUAAUAGGUAAAGGUAAAGGGACCCCUGACCAUUAGGUCCAGUCCUGACCGACUCUGGGGUUGCGGUGCUCAUCUCAUUUUAUCGGCCAAGGGAGCCAGCGUACAGCUUCCGGGUCAUGUGGCCAGCAUGACUAAGCUACUUCUGGCGAACAGAAAGCAGCGCACGGAAACGCCGAUUACCUCCCCCCUGGAGCGGUACCUAUUUAUCUACUUACACUUUGACGUGCUUUCAAACUGCUAGGUUGGCAGGAGCGGAGACCGAGCAAUGGGAGCUCACUCCGUUGCGGGGAUUCAAACCGCCGACCUUCUGAUCGGCAAGUCCUAGGCUCUGUGGUUUAACCCACAGCGCCACCCGCUAAUAGGUAACCCGAGGCUAAAGAGAACACAAGAACUCAGGAAGAGCCAAGGAAAAACCGAAAGAAUUAUUUUGCUAAAUCAGACCAAGUUCCACCUAGUCUGGCAUGAGAAAACCAGUUGCAAGUGUGUAGUAGUUUAUGCGGGGGCAAUUCCCAUCCUUGCUUAUAUUGUCUGCAGCAUCUGAUAUUCAGAGAGAAACUGCCUCUGAAUGUGGUUACUAGCUGUUGAUGGACCAUGAAUUUAUAUAAUGUUUUUAAAAAAUUCUUAACAGAGCAGUUAUUGCAACAUCUUGUGGCAGUAAACGUUGAUAAUGCAUUGUGAAGAAAAUACCCACCUUUUGCCGUGAACAAGAGAUUUUUCUCCAAAGGAGGGCGAUGGUAAUAUUUCAAAGUAGAUGGCGUUGGCAGGCAGGCAUCUUGGGGCUGGAUUUAUUCCCUGAAGACUGGGUCCCUUUCUGGUGAAACGGCUGGCACUCUUGUUAGGAAGGGUUGCUCUUUCCAUGACUUCCAUCUAAUGCUGUGUUGCAGGUCCUUACAGGGUGCUCCUAAUUAGGACUUGCUAAAACUGUUACUGUUGGCCUGGCAAAUUUGUUGGACAUUAGCAAUAGCAGCUGUAAGAGCAAGGUUGUUUCCUGUCAUAUAUUCUGUGUUGUUGGUUCUGCAGUCUUAAAGGUACAUUAGAAAAUGGGGAUGAUCUGAAGAGUUUAAGCUUUGCCUUUCCUUUCCUUUCCUUUCCUUUCCUUUCCUUUCCUUUCCUUUCCUUUCUAUUCUUUUGAGAGGGGAACCUAAUUCAAAUAUGCUCAGUCUGGUUUGUUUGUUUUUAGGUUUACAUAAAGACCCACGGGGAACAUGUAGGCUUCAGGAUAUUCAUGGAUGCCAUCCUUCUUUCUUUGACUCGGAAAGUGAGUAGACGUCUUAAAGAACAUUGUCGUUACAGAUUUUAAUUCUGUUUUGCUUUUAAGUCUAUGUGCUGUGUCCUCUGCCAUGAAUAUGGCACCUGAAGUGCUGUAGUAAAUGGUAAAAAAAAUAAAAAAAAAUAAACACAAUAAAAGGUAAAAACGAGUUAACAAUAAAAAAUGGCAACCUUGAAAUAAACAUUAAAAUAAAACGUAAAGGACCCCUGGACAGUUAAGUCCAGUGAAAGGCGACUGUGGGGCUGUGGCACUCAUCUUGCUUUCAGGCCAAGUGAGCCAGUGUUUGUCCACAGACAGCUUUCUGGGUCACGUUGCCAGCAUGAAUAAACCGCUUCUGGCGCAACGGAACACUCUGACGGAAACCAGAGUGCAUGGAAACACUGUUUACCUUCCCACCGCAGCGGUACCUAUUUAUCUACUCACUCUGGUAUGCUUUCGAACUGCUAGGGUGGCAGGAGCUGGGACAGAGCAACGAGGAUUCGAACUGCUGACCUUCUGAUCAGUAAGAGGCUCAGUGGUUUAGACCACAGCGCCACCCACAUCCCUGAAAACAAAUGACAGCCUCCAUAAGACACAGGUGGAAAAUGGUGCUGUGAGCAAAAGAAACAGAGUCACCCGCCACUAGCCAGCUGGAAUGGUUAUUUAGAAAAGCAUAAUUUUAACUAAAUACUGAAAGGCCAACGAAGAUGUGACUGUCUGAAUUUGAGCUAACAGACACCUGGGGACAAGAUGGGAGCCUGCAGUCCCCUGUAGCUUGUGUCCCGUGUGGCAAACUAGCCAUUCCCAAGUGCUGCUGUCAGCUAGGAGUAACAUUAUUGUCAAGCAGACUUCCCGAUUCCCAUCAGUCUGCAGCAGCCCAGGAAAGUUUUCUUAAUAUACAGUUUCAAAUGCUGGUCUUCCUGGCACUGGUGCUAGACAGGGUCCUUUCUAAGAGUCCUAGAAGGGAAGGCUUAAAUUGGAUCAGAACUGGGCGCUGGGAUUAACCUUAUUCUUCCUAUGUCACCAUCGUUUAUGCUGAAAACCACGCUGUCAUAAAUCCUGCUCUGGAAAAUCUAUUGUCGAAGAGUCCCUGGAGUCGUCUCAUCACUGGAAUUGCAGCCUAUUUGAAAGUAGUAGAUGCCUGAAGGGUGUGCCGCAAGAAUUGCAAAAACCAAAACCAGAUGACUUAGGCAAGUUAGUUCCGUUUGUGCUAUUAGGCAGAGCAAAUAUUCCAGGGUCCCUAAUGAGUUUUCCUUACUCCAGAACAAAAAGAGAAGUUUCUAUCGCUGCAGGGACAGCUUCUCUGACGGCAGCGCUGCACUGAUGAGAAAAUUUACAGUCAGCUCAACUGGCAUACAGUCGGUGCCGAACUAGAUGUGACAUGAGAACUCUGUGGUCGGAGACAGUAUUGUGUAAUGGUUAGGGUUUUGGACUACAGUGGUACCUCGGGUUAAGAACUUAAUUCGUUCUGGAGGUCCCUUCUUAACCUGAAACUGUUCUUAACCUGAGGUACCACUUUAGCUAAUGGGGCCUCCCGCUGCCACCACGCCACCGCCACACAAUUUCUGUUCUCAUCCUGAAGCAAAGUACUUAACCCGAGGUACUAUUUCUGGGUUAGCGGAGUAUGUAACCUGAGGGACCACUGUACUGCUACAGAGACCAGUGUUCAAAUUCCCAUUCGCUGUGUAUCCCCUUGCUACUUCACCUCAAAUUCCUUGGGAGAAAGGCAGGAAACAAUGGAAUGAAUGAAUGAAAUUAACUCCCCUUCUCCUUCUCCUUCUCCUUCUCCUUCUCCUUCUCCUUCUCCUUCUCCUCCUCCUCCUCCUCCUCCUCCUCCUCCUCCUCCUCCUUCUUUAUUGAAUUUAUAUCCUGCCCUAUACUCGGAUGCCUCGGGGCGGUUCACAGAACAAAAUCAAAAUAUAAAACCGCAAAAUAUAUAAUCAAAGCAAAAACAGCAACCCAAUCACCCCCCCCAAAAAGAACCACAUUUUAAAAGGGCAUAGGAUGUCAAUCAAAUCCUAUAAACAAAAGUUAACUGUACUGAACCUAAUCUGGGUCAGAACUGAGUGGUGGGAUUGACUUUCCCCCUGCUGUUUCCCCUGCUGAAAAUCGCCCACUACCACCAGCGUUAGAAACUGAGUUAUGAAAGCUAGGAGCUAAACAGCUCCUUUAACCUAGCUUAUGGGCGCAACAACAGAAUGUUUAGGCACACUUUUUUUAUACAAAGCUGAAAUAUAAUGCCAGCUAAAAUAUUAUGUUGAUUUUUCACAUGGUUUAGUCCGUCCCCUGCCCACCCCCUAAUACUCUUAAGAGAGUCUCUUUUCCAGUCUUCAGAGAGUAGCUGGAACUAGGGGAGGCAGAAAAAGGUCUUCCUUUCCUUCCACUCUGCAGUUUUAAUCUGAAAUCUUAGGUGCAGUACAGUGCCCAGAGCUCAGAAACGGCUCACACGAUUGAAAUUCCCAGUCGCAAAAUGUGCCUAGAACAACGGGAGUUUCAAACACUUGACUACCACCACCUGCAAGUUGCUAUUUACACCCGCUGGUAAUAUUUACAGUUGUUGAUGAAAAGGGGAGGGUAUAAUUUUGAACAUGUUAACCUGCCUUCUCCCUGCACCAUGCUUCUGAUCAAAACGAGACUUAGUUUUCUCUUCCUUCCCCCACACAGCUGGUUUUUUUUUAAAAAAAAAUAAAUUAAAUUAAAUGGCAAAAAUUAAAGAACAAUCUGCUUAACCUUUUCAUUAGGAAAAAAGGAACGAAACCUUGGUCCAAUCUGUUCUGUGUCCCAUGCUUAAAUGUACAUUAUUUUGUACUUCGUAGAUCAGCUAUUUUCUCUCAUUUUCUGCCUUGAGGGAACUGUUAUCCUGAACUGCCUCAUGGCUGCCACAGGACUCCUGAGUAUUCAAGAGGAUUGUAAGGGUGCCCACUCAAUUCGCACUGGGUGCCGGUUAGGGCCUUUGGCCCUCACCGUGUGAAUUGAAACCGUGACUGUAAACAACAACUCAACACCCAGAUCUGUCUGCGCAUUGCAGGGGGAGAUUGAUAGCAGAGGGCAAGCUCUCUGAGCUAUCUGCCAUUACUGAUAUUCUAACUGAAGUACCCCUUCAAAACUUGCAAGGAAACACGGGAUUCCCUAGAACCCAGUAUGGAUUGCACCUUCAUUCGAAAGAUGUCGCCACGAACAUUAAGGGAAAAUGUGCUUCAAGAAGUCUGUUGGAAAAUAUGUGAAUAGAUGUAGCCUGAACUUAGUUCAAGAAAUAGAAUGGCUUGCAAUUCACAUUGGGAUUAUAAACCAGCAGGUGGCAUUGCGCUCCUAAAGAUUUCGGUGUACAUGUUUCCUUUUACCCUAAGAAGGCAGAAGACAAAUGCAACAUGUUGGCUUAUCCCUGCCUUCCAAAAGCCUGUCCAGAGUUGCUUCUCAGAGAAACUCACUUAUCUUGGUUGUAGUGGGUCAAGAAAAUGAGCUAUGAACAAACCACUCCAUUUCAGGCUUCCUUUUUUAAAUGUGAGGAGAUGACAAUAAAACUGGUCUAGCUUGCAGGGUUAUGAUAAGUGUAAUAUAUGUGCAGCACUUAAGCAAAUGUCAUAUAAAUACAAAGCAUAAUUCAUAGUUUUGUAUUGUGGCGGUUUUCAAGGACAAAAUAACCUUAAAUUGUACCCAGAAGACUAUAGAAAGUCAGUGAAGACCCUGGAGUACUGAUGUAAUAUAUACUUUUAGUACUUGCUGUCCCAGUUACUCUCCAGUCACUCAUAAAGGCCUAGGCCCUAUUUCAAUAAUCAAGUCUACAAGUCGAGAGGAAUGUUAAGAUAAUUAUAGGAUAGAAAACAGAGGAAGAUGGAAAGGAAUUGCUGAAACAACUAGCAGAAGUGGAAUACAAAAAGGGAGGUGUGAGGAGGUCGUGGAAACAAGUGAACGAAAGAUAAGAUAAUGAAAUGGUUUGAUGUGUUUUAAAUGGGUUUUGUUUUUGUUUUAUUAGUUUUAUGUGUUAGUGUUUUGUAGUGUUUUUGUAUUGUAUUGCAUUGUCUUCUUUUUUAUGUUUUUUCUUUUGUAGUGUUGUGUUUAAAUUGUUGGAAAAUUAAUAAAUAUUAUAUUUUUAAAAAAUACAAGUCGGGAGGAAUGUUUGCUUUGUGUGCGUUACAAGUGAACUGUAGUGAUCACAAAAUUAUAAAUAAGAAACACAUGUCAAUUUUGGGGUGGUCAAAGAGUGGCCUGAUGCAGUCGUAGAUAGUGAAUGUUUUGCUUUACUGUCUCUCAGGUAAAAAUGCCAGAUGUCGAGUUUUUUGUCAAUUUGGGAGACUGGCCUCUGGAGAAAAAGAAAUCCUCUCAGGACAUCCACCCCAUAUUUUCCUGGUGCGGAUCCAACGAUUCAAAAGACAUUGUGAUGCCAACCUAUGACCUGACAGACUCUGUUUUAGAAACAAUGGGCCGGUAAGAGUUCCUACCAAGGUUCUGGAAGUUGUCCCACAUCUUACAAUGUUUCUUGUUGACGGUGUUCAUUGGUGCUGCAGUUAGCAGUGGGUACAAGCCAUUACCUUAUGCAUGGAAAAUGGGAAGCCAGACAGCAUAGCUGUCAACCGUCCCUUAUUUGGCGGAAAACUCCCUUAUCCCAGCACCGUGUCCCACUGCUGUCCCGGAUUGAUGAUGUCCCUUAAAUUUCCCGGGUUUCAUGCUCGCCCGGCUCGGGAGGGAAGCAGCUGCUCGGGGUCCACCGCUGCGAGAGAGAGCGUGCGCAUGAGCUGCCACGUCUCCGUCUCUCCCUUUUACCCCUCAGGGGUGCGUUGUGAGGAGGCAGUGGGCGGCGGGCAGGCAGGCAGCCCCUCUCUUGCGAGACUUCCGCCGCGCUGCCAGAGGAAGCCGGAGGCAGCUGAGGAGGCGGCCUGAGGGAGGAGGAAGAGGAGGGGAUGGGGAGGAACGCAGAAGGGCGGCGCUUCAGCGGCCACUGCGGCACCGCAACCAGCUCAUACCGGGCUCGCGGGCGAGAGUCUAUCUUCCUCCCUCUCUCUCGGGUGGGGAAGGGCCGAUGGAACUCCUCGCACCAGGACGACGGCAGCCCCGACGUGCAUAACCUAAGCAAAAUCCCUUAUUUUGGCUGCUGAUCCCUUAUUUUCAAGGCUGCUGGUCCCUUAUUUUCAAAUCUGUAAGUUGACAGCUAUGGGAUACAGACAAGAGGGGGAAAGAAGGAGAUAGGCAACCCAGUCAGAUAGGCGGGGUAUUACUAUUAUUUAUUAUUAUUAUUAUUGAAUAAGGCGUCCCUAGUUUCAUCAGAGAAAUCUUGCAGGGCAUGAUUGAAAAGUCAGGAAAGUGAGAGCGCCUAGUUAUGGGUGCCUUUGCCUCCACCCAUCCCAGUCAGGAAUAGAAACACAAAGUUUCCUCACAGGUCUCUCUGAGCAUACUGGUUUUCAUGCUAUCUUCUCACUUCUGGUGAAAUGGCAAAAGGUACAAACCCCACAUCCCUUACAAGAAGAGAAGACUUGGCCCUCCGGAGUCUCUCGCUGGGCCAUGUCACCUGCCUUUCAGCCAGAAUCGGUGGAGGUUCCUCAGGGACAUAUUAAUACGGAGGUGCCACACGCUCUGCCUGGAAGCUCCAACAACUGUGGACAAAUAUCCCGUUUUCUCUCAACAGAGUCAGCCUGGACAUGAUGUCUGUCCAAGCAAACACCGGGCCGCCUUGGGAAGAGAAGAACGCCACGGCGAUAUGGCGGGGCCGAGACAGCCGCAAAGAAAGGCUCGAACUUGUGAAAAUGAGUAGAAAGUACCCAGAAAUAAUCGAUGCGGCGUUUACGAACUUCUUCUUUUUCAAGCAUGAUGAAAGUCUCUAUGGCCCCAUUGUGAAGCAUAUUUCCUUUUUCGAUUUCUUCAAGGUACGAUACAAAGGUGAUUGUGCUUAGAAAAGCCUUUAGAGAGGUUCCCCUCCCCUUUUUUUAAAUUAUAUUGAGAUGUUGACAGCUGCCCAGCUCCCAGAUAUUAAAAAGCGUAUCUUACAAGUUUUUGUAGCGCUAUCACCCAGUUCUAUGGAGGCUGUAUCUAGAUUAUAAUUUUCCAGAAACCUUAAAGUGUUACUAUAGCCAUUGUUGCUUGGGAUAAACAAGUUCACUUUGUCCAAAUUGCUGCGGUUCUAGAUGCCUCUUAAGACAAUCUGUGCAGGUGGUUUUAUUUUUCCACAUUAUUUCCCUGCAUGUUUUGGUGAGGCAAAAUGAGACCUUAAAUUCUAAUUUAAGCCAGUAAAUGGAAGAUGGUUUUUCUGUGACCAGAGGUAUGAUCCAAAACCGCCCCGAGCCUUUUACAACUGAAUUUUUCAAAGGCUUGGGCUGGUUUUAACGUUAUUAAAAUUAUCCCUCUAAUGUGGAGAUCAUAUAACAAGCAACUUCCACUUGUUGGUCCUCUGAGAUGAGAGGUAACAUUGGUCUUGGGCUUACAGUUUUCGUUUGCCCAAUUAAAUGUCGUAUUUCUAUGCCAGUUCUGCCAGUUCCUAGUGGUUGCCGGUGCCGAUGCACAGAUAUUUCACGCUAUUCACUUGGCUCAUGUUGUAAGCUUGGUAAUGUUAUAACAUGAAGUAUUGCAAGGCGAAAGUAGUUUUCAUGGUCUCCAUGUGGGGCUUAAAUGUCUCAAGCAGACUUCAGCGAAGCUGUGCGAUGCACAUUACUGCUCUAGACAUGUUUCUCUGCCUGCACAGACCAUAAUCAUCAGAAGACACACCCCAUACGUACACCCCAUAACAUUUUGUGAAUGUCCAUUUACUCUAUUUAUUUUUCCCGAUUUGAACUAUAAAAUGGUGAUAUUCUUGAGUCAAAAUGAAAGUACCCCUAAACAUUUUUUUAUAGAAAAAAGGCACUGUAUAUAUAUUUUCAAAAUAAAAACCUCAGAUUGCUUUACAACUUUUGGAAAGCUUAAAAGAAUGAGACUGCCUUAGUAAUAAUUAAGCUUUGAUUAAUUUUGUGAAUGGUUAGUAAGAUAUACAGCAAUGUGUGAUAUGUAAAAUGAACCAUGGAAAGAGAUGAAGGGAAGACAUUGGAUAUUUUAAAGUUCGUAAAAUGUUUUAUUUGACAUUGUGAAACAGAAAAUUUAAUAAUUAAAAAAAUUAUUAUAGAACUUCAAAGGUACAGGAGAAUACGAAAACGAACCCAGCUAAACCUGAUUAAGAGCUCACACAUUAUGUUUAUGGGUUAAAAGCAUAGCAUAGUUAUGAAAGCAACAGACUUGUGAGCGGACAUGGGGCAAUGGAUCCAAACUACAAGAAAGAAGAUUCCACCUAAACAUUAGGAAGACCUUCCUGACAGUAAGAGCUGUUCUACAGUGGAAUUUGCUGCCAAGGAGUGUGGUGGAGUCUCCUUCUUUGGAGGUCUUUAAGCAGAGGCUUGACAACCAUAUGUCAGGAGUGCUCUGAUGGUGUUUCCUGCUUGGCAGGGAGUUGGACUCGAUGGCCCUUGUGGUCUCUUCCAACUCUAUGAUUCUAUGUGAGAAAUCCAGUAUUGGCUGGAGCUCACUAUUAAGGGUAUAUCUGGUGGCAAACCCAGGUUUGCUGCUAAGUAAAUGUAUAAAAAUAUCCUAAAUGUUCUCUGAAAUCCUGUAGUGGAGAGAACCCCACAACAAAUCUACAGGCCGCCUGCUUAUGAAUUUUGUGUUGUGUGUUUUGCAGUAUAAAUACCAAAUUAAUAUCGACGGCACAGUGGCCGCGUACCGACUGCCUUAUCUGCUAGCAGGAAGUAGCGUAGUGCUAAAGCAGGACUCCAUCUACUACGAACAUUUUUACAACGAGCUACAACCGUGGAAACAUUAUCUUCCUUUCAAAAGCGACCUAAGCGAUCUCCUGGAGAAGCUGCAGUGGGCCAAAGACCACGACGAAGAGGUGAAAAUACAAUGGGGCCUGCACAGAUGUUGCAAAAUUAUGUUCCCACAGCUCUUAGGAGUUUCUUGUGGGGGGGAUUCCUGAAUCUAAGCAUGCAGUGGAAAGCUGGGUGUGGAGUUUUGGCUUGCAGUAAACUGGCAAGAAGGUAAAGGUAAAGGGACCCCUGACCACUAGGUCCAGUCGUGACCGGCUCUGGGGUUGUGGCGCUCAUCUCGCUUUAUUGGCCGAGGGAGCCGGCGUACAGCUUCCGGGUAAUGUGGCCAGCAUGACUAAGCCGCUUCUGGCGAACCAGAGCAGCGCACGGAAACACCGUUUACCUUCCCGCCAGAGCGGUACCUAUUUAUCUACUUGCACUUUGAUGUGCUUUCGAACUGCUAGGUUGGCAGAAGCAGGGACAGAGCAACGGGAGUUCACCCCAUCGCGGGGAUUCGAACCGCCAACCUUCUGAUCGGCAAGUCCUAGGCUCUGUGGUUUAACCCACAGUGCUUGCAGUAAAUCUUAAAGAAGGUGGAUUUGCAGGUAAAAAGUGGGAGGCGAGGAAAAAGCUAGUGCACGACUAGGAAUGCAGUUGUUUUUCCUUCUCCCUCUCCAAUUCCCCCCUUUUUGGAAUCAGUCCUGUUAAACUCAAAUGUUCUGGCACCACAUUGGGACUUUUGGUUGGUGCUAAUAAAAGGUAUAGAUUCACAGCCCCUGUCUGGAUUCAUUGCACAAAAUCCCUGAUGGAUUUAUGCCCUUAAGAAUCACUUCUCCCAGCUAAUGGAAUGUUAGUCUGUUUGAGACUUGGGGUGGGGCAGUUUGCCUAUAAUGGACUCAUUCAAUUUGAUAAAGUUUGACACAUGUGAAAACUGGAAUUUUAAUUGAUUUGGGUUGGGUGGGACUGAGCAAGAAGAAGGGAAAUGGGCAUUCUAAGAAAAUUAAAGUUUUAACAUGAAGAUACCUUACCUCUCCCCCACCUGUUAUCCCUGACAGGCAAAGAAUAUUGCAAAAGCGGGACAAGAAUUUGCAAGAAACAACCUCAUGGGAGACCAUAUAUUUUGUUAUUACUUCAAACUUUUUCAGGUCAGUUCUCUCUUUGAUUACGGAAAUGUAAAUAUAAGAAUGCCUUAAAUAUAAUGAACUAAAGUGACUUUCCAGUUCUGUGGAGGGACAAACACAUGACUGUUCCUAUAUUUAUUGCCAUACAUGAGGUAAAGGUAAAGGACCCCUGAAUGGUUAAGUCCAGUCAAAUUUUACUAUGGGGUGCAACGCUCAUCUCCGCUUUCAGGCCGAGGGAGCCAGCGUUUGUCCACAGACAGCUUUCCAGGUCAUGUAGCCAGCAUGACUAAACCGCUUCUAAAACGGGACACCGUGAUGGAAGCCAGAGUGCAUGGAAAUGCCAUUUACCUUCCCACUGCAGCGGUACCUAUUUAUCUACUUGCACUGGUGUGCUUUUGAACUGCUAGGUUGGCAGCAUGAGUUAAAUGUUAAGGUUUGUUUAAACAAACGCUUUAUUAAUUUCUUUAUCAGCUACAUUAAUAUAAUACAGUUACAUUUCCAAGAACAAUAAACAUACAGUCUUACCUUGGAAGUCGAACGGAAUCCGGUCCGGAAGUCGGUUCGACUUCCCAAACCUAAGUGUGGCUUCUGAUUGGCUGCAGGAAGCAUCUGAAGCCUUGUCGGACGUUUGACUUCCAAAAAUAGGUUGCAAACUGGAACAGUCACUUCUGGGUUUGUGGCAUUCAGGAGCCAAAACGUUUGAGAACCAAGCUGUUCGAAAACCAAGGUAUGCCUGUAUUACACAUAUAUCCAAAAACGAAACUCGCUGAUCAGGUAGCAAGCAGCUGGGUGAAUUCACCACCACCCCAGUCCCAAAGUACAGUGGACGCUCGGGUUGCGAAUGUGAUCCGUGCGGGAAGCAUGUUCACAACCCACAGCGUUCACAACCCACAGCGCCACCUCUGCGCACGUGUGGGUUGGGAUUUGGCACUUCUGCGCAUGUGCAAAGUGCAGUUUAGUGCUUCUGCGCAUGCACAAGCACUGAAACCCGGAAGUACCCUGUUCCAGUACUUCCAGGUUUGGCGUGGUGCACAACCUGAAAACACACAACCCAAAACGUCUGUAACCCGAGGUAUGACUGUAUAGAAGCACCUUCACAAUCCCUAAUUCCGCCUUUGUUACAUAUAAUCAUACUGGUGCUAUUGUGGUAUAUCAAAUCUGUUAUGUGUGCAUUAGUCGUGGGUUCAAGCUCCACGUCGGGCAAGAUUCCUGCCCAAAAGAAGACCCUCGUAGUCCCUUCUAACACAAUAGUUCUCUGAUUUAACAUCCCUUCAAGCCGUCCAUUCAAAUUGAUGGGCAUCCUUUUAAAACAUUACCCGUGGUGUUUAAUAACCAAGAUCUGCAAGUAAGCACCGUGUGAAAGGUAUGCCCUGAAAAUUAAGCUGGCAUUUUGUUAAAGAAGCAUCCCGACUUCCACAAAUCCCAUUCUAAUGUGGAGGGAUCUGUUCCUCAAAGCAGCAAUCAGCAAAGAUCAAAGAGCCCAGCUUUAGAAAGCCCCUCCCGAAACACAGCUGAAAAUGUCUGUGCAUUAACACGGAGGUACUGAUAUUUCAGCAAGUCACCAGGUGCAGCCCGUGUCAGCUUACAGUUUCUGUGAUACCGAAUCUCAGGUUCUUCCCCGCGAGGUUUGCUGGAGCAAUGGGCAAUUCAUUGGUUGCAGCUUUUCCAACACUGAGUGCGCAAGUAUAAGAGGUGUCCCCCCCCCUUUUUUUUAAUUUUUAAAUUAGGAAUAUGCCAAACUACAAGUGACUGAACCAAAAGUGAGAGAUGGCAUGGAGAAAGUGGAACAGCCAGAUGACGACCUUUUCCCCUGUAGUUGCCACCGGAAAAAGGUACAGUAUGUACAAGUUAACAUUUUAGGAACUGUUUGUUCAGGGGCCUGACCUACCACUUAUUUAACUGGGAACAUCUUAUGCCUCACAUGUUCGGAUUCUAAGUUGGGGAAAACAGAUUUUGUUAUGGGUGCCAACAGAAUCCCUUGCUGCUUUUCCAUAUACAGUGGACGCUCGGGUUGCGAACGUGAUCCGUGCAGGAUGCACAUUUGCAACCCGCAGCGGCACAUCUGCACACACGCAGAUUGCGAUUCGGCGCUACUGCGCAUGCACAAAGCAUGAUUUAGCUCUUCUGUGCAUGCGCGACUGCCGAAACCCGGAAGUAACCUGUUCCGGUACUUUCGGAUUUCAGCGGUCCGUAACCCAAAAAAAACACAACCUGAAGCGUCUGUAACCCGAGGUAUGACUGUAUUGAGGGAGGCAGAGAUUUUCACAACUAAUGCCAGUGGUUUAACAGAAAACCACUGAGGAUGUUUUGGAGUGGGUUAAAUCCUGCUAAGUCAUGGAGGUAGCGUGAGGCAGGAAAGCAGGAGUUGCAAGUUCACAGAAGCCAGCUGUGAGUAUUUCACCUAGUUUUUUGUUCCGAAGGAAAUUAUGUGUUUAGCCAAGGAAGUCUGGGUUUUUCUGGAUGCAAAAAUCAUGCAGCAGAUUUAUCUUACGAUGUGCAGUUCUCCAGUUUGCUUUUUCCUGUUUCACAGAACAUACUCAAGUUUUGGCAGUCGUGGUAAGGAGAAAUUCAGAUCGCAAAAGCCUUGACCUAAACACGUAGAAAUCUCAAGUCGGCCACCUCUCUUGGUUCUUGAGAUUUCAGCAGGAAUUACCCACACGCUUUCUAGCAUAUGUUCGCAACCAUAAGAACUAGCAAUUUGCUUUUGAAAAAGAUAAAAAGUAAAAAAAAUGAUAUUUUAAGGAAGCUGAAUUAACAAUGCACCCAGGACAUUGUGCUUUUUCUAUAUGCUAUAAGACAUGCACGAUGCAGUUCUCGCUCACACACAAAAAACGCAGGGCGUCUAUCGCAGAGAAAAUGUCUUCCUUGCAAAAGGCCAUCUUACCAUUCUGUCAAUGAAGUUGUGUUGCCGAUGUGAGCCAGAAAGAGUUGCAAAUUUUUAAAAAAUGAAACAAUAUUGCAAGUCAUCAUGGGUCAAAUCAAUGAAGAAAGAGGGGUUUGCUGUGACUUCCUCUGAAUCCAUUUUGUAGUAGGAAGAUGAGUAUUUUGGAACUCGUGGAAAAAAAUGUUUCAAAAUGGGAGUUGUAUUCCAAACAUUCCAUCCCAUUCUAACAUGACCAGAAAACAGAAGUCAAGAUGCAGCAUAGAGUGCUUAUGGGUUUCUUGUGAAUCUGACUGUUGUUGUUAUUUAAAUUUACAAAUAUAAAGCUGAGCAGGUAGAAGGCAGGCAGUGGUAAUUCUGAAAUACCACCAGUCUUGCACACCAACACAAACCCUAGGGUUCCUUUCAGAGACCCCUGAAAUCUAGAACAUUGCUCUCACUUGCUUUUUCCAAUGAAAUUAUAAUGUGCAAAUAAAUCCUCUCUGCACCCAUCUAGGCAAGUGGGUAUGAUACAGCCCAGGAACUUAUAAUUAAGUACAGACCAUCAUAGCUCAUUAACCAGGGGCUUAAUUUUUCACUAUUAUGGACAGCUCUGCAAAAAUAAUCUAUAGAGAGAAGGAACUUUUUCUGGAACAUAAGAGUCUGCUCAAAAUACUAUAACGUAAAGCAAAGUUGUUCAGGACUUUCAACCGUGAAAUAUUUUCUUCUUACUUACAGGUCAAAGAGGAACUUUAA
Podarcis lilfordi (Lilford's wall lizard) is the source of this 19760-nucleotide messenger RNA. NCBI's taxonomy places the organism in Eukaryota, Metazoa, Chordata, Lepidosauria, Squamata, Lacertidae. The record is from the annotation of a GenBank genome assembly.